Molecule: messenger RNA, 2358 nt
Organism: Coregonus sp. 'balchen'
Lineage: Eukaryota; Metazoa; Chordata; Actinopteri; Salmoniformes; Salmonidae
Source: the annotation of a GenBank genome assembly
UUAUACUCUGACUAUCUCUUCUUUGGGAUCACUAAUAAGUCCGCGGAGGAUUUCCAGGAGAAGGUGUCCGAGUCUCUGCAGCUGUUUGAAGGGUGUCUUACGGAGUACACCAUGCGCUCCUGUGUAUACAACACUACGCUCAACAACGCCAUGCCAGUGAGUAGGCCUUCUCCUCUCCCCAUUGGGUUGGUUUCUAUGCUUUCACAGACUAACCAUAACGCUCUGAACUGUGUUUGUGGUGUAGCUGACUAACAGUGGUGGUUCUAUUGAACUGUGUUUGGGGUGUAGCUGACUAACAGUGGUGGUUCUAUUGAACUGUGUUUGGGGUGUAGCUGACUAACAGUGGUGGUUCUAUUGAACUGUGUUUGUGGUUUAACUGACUAACAGGGUGUGGGUUCUAUUGAACGUGUUUGUGGUUUAAACUGACUAACAGUGGUGGUUCUAUUGAACUGUGUUUGUGGUUUAACUGACUAACAGUGGUGGUUCUAUUGAACUGUGUUUGUGGUUUAGCUGACUAACAGUGGAGGUUCUAUUGAACUGUGUUUGGGGUGUAGCUGACUAACAGUGGUGGUUCUAUUGAACUGUGUUUGUGGUGUAGCUGACUAACAGUGGUGGUUCUAUUGAACUGUGUUUGGGGUGUAGCUGACUAACAGUGGUGGUUCUAUUGAACUGUGUUUGUGGUUGUAGCUGACUAACAGUGGUGGUUCUAUUGAACUGUGUUUGGGUGGUGUAGCUGACUAACAGUGGUGGUUCUAUUGAACUGUGUUUGUGGUGUAGCUGACUAACAGUGGUGGUUCUAUUGAACUGUGUUUGUGGUUUAACUGACUAACAGGGGUUUGGUUCUAUUGAACUGUGUUUGUGGUUUACUGACUACAGUGGUGGUUCUAUUGAACUGUGUUUGGGUGUAGCUGACUACAGUGGUGGUUCUAUUGAACUGUGUUGGGGUGUAGCUGACUAACAGUGGUGGUUCUAUUGAACUGUGUUUUGGUGUAGCUGACUAACAGUGGUGGUUCUAUUGAACUGUCUGGUGUAGCUGACUAACAGUUGCGGUUCUGAGUCAUUCUGGCCCAGUUCUACCUCAAGGCCCAUAGCCAAUCACAGCCCACAACAUCAGCCCAUAUCAAAGCCGUCCCGCAGUUCCUUGGUUGACUCAGCCAACUGUUUGGAAGAGAAAAAAUAGAUCUGGGUGGAAUUCCCCCUCUUUUCCCUCUCUCUCUCUUUCUGUAUCUCUCUUUCUGUCUCUCUCUUUCUGUACUCUCCUGCUUUCUCGUUGUAUCUCUCUGUCUCUCUCUAUCUCAUCUACUUCUCUAUCUAUCUCUCUCUCUCUCUCUCUCUCUCUCUCUCUCUCUCUCUCUCUCUCUCUCUCUCUCUCUCUCUCUCUCUCUCUCUCUCUCUUUCUCUCCUGAUAGCUUCCUAAGACUUUUAUCAAUGCAUGUGUUGCCUUUGUUAUUGUGUCUCUGUGCAGGUUGGCCUCUACAUAUUCUAUACUAAGCUGUCUAUUUUCUGUUCCUAGGUCAGGUUGCAGGUGGGCCUGUACAUAGUCUACAUACUAGACUGGUUGACAGUCUACAGUAGAGAGCAGAUUCUGGUCCUACGGCUUGAAGAUCACGCUUCCAACAGGAAAUACACAAUGCACAAAGUCUUUGACUUCCUCAACUUGGGUAUGAAAGUACUCAACUCUUGCCCUUAACAUUUCUUUCUUUCAAGUCAAUCAGUCUCUAUUGAAGCUGCUGAACACAGAGCUUUAAUCCUUAGCAAGCUCUUUGAAGUUUACUUAUGAGUGCAAUCACCUAAGAUCUACAUCAAUAUAUGGACACUUCCCCAUGCUAUUCCUACUAUAAGCAGAUGGUGGCAGCACAGCCCCACAGCCCUAUAACUCACCAACACUCCAACUAGUCUCACCAUCACCCAGGUAUCAGGGUGUAACAGAGGUUACUGUAAAGGAUACUGUAAAUGUUACUGUAAAUGUUACUGUAAAGCACUUUUUGAUUUAUUGAUCGUUUGACUGAUUGAUUAAUUGAUUGAUUGACUUACUGAUUGGUUGAUUAAUGUAUUGAUUGACUGAUUGGUUGAUUGACUGAUUUGGUUGAUUGAUUGACUAACUGAUUGACUGAUUGAUUGGUAUGUGGCUUACAGUAUGUGAAUGUGUGUAUUAAAGGACCGUUGACAGAGCAGAAGGAAGCAGAGAUCACUAAAAGUCCCGCCUCCAACACGCGGAGGCCAGCCGAUAAGAGCCUGGGGCCCAUGCUCCCCGUAACCAAGGAGAUACUGAGGGACUUCUACACUCCGUUCAACGAGAAACUGGCCAAGGUGCUCCGCAACGACACCUUCAGAUGGGACAACCAUUCAGAACUCAUG